UAAACAAGUAAGUAAAUAACAUUCAAGCCGCUUUAUUUAAUACAUUUUGAUGACAAAUAACUAUUGAAUAAGUUCACUACACGAAGAAUUGAACCGUAAAGUUUUGAGAAAACGAAGUAAUAUAAAUAACUUUAAAAAUGGAGUUAGAAAAUGAUCUAACCAGUAAGUUCUUGAGUGGUGAAAUGUCCUUUGCUGAAUAUUCCAAUGAAUGGUAUAAUAUGGAUGACGAAGAAGACAUAGAUGAUGCAAGCAAAAGAAAUGACGAUGAGCCUUUUUCUUUCUCCGGAAAAGGCAUGCAAAGACGUCGUAAGUUUGCUAGGUUACCACCAGGCCUUUUGGGGUUAAUGGGAGAAGCUAAUUUACGUUUUGUAAGAGGAGACAGAGACACAGCUGAAAAAAUGUGCCAUGAGAUAAUUAAACAGUUCCCAACUGCUCCAGAGCCGUACCAAACUUUAGCUCAACUAUAUGAGCAUGAUACAGAAAAAUCACUACAAUUUUCCUUACUAGCAGCUCACCUUAGUCCUCCAGAUGCUGAAGAAUGGUUGAGACUCGCUGCCAUAUUCAAGCAAAGAAAUGAUUGUAGGCAAGAGAUGAUUUGCUACACACAAGCAAUAGCAGAUGACCCACAUAAUUUUGAUAGUCAUCUGAAAAGAAUAGACCUUCUUGAUAAACUAGAAGCCAUAAAUUUCCCAAUUAAUACAUUACAUAUAACAAAGCUCAAGUGUUAUCAUAAGAUUGUAACCUCAUUGCCGGCUUCUGAAGGAGAAACCAUAAUGAAAUAUGCUAAACUAGCUGUGACACAAUAUCAUAAUAAUAAUGAAAUGGAGCGAGCACUAGCAGUGAUGUCUUCAGCUUAUAAAAAGUGCCCAACUUUGUUCAAUUUAGAAGAUCUCAAUAUAUUUUUGGAGCUUCUCAUAGGACAGAAGCAAUUUCAAACAUGUAUUGAAAUAUUUGUUGCCAAUGUUGGAGUUGAAAUUGAAGCAGAAAUACAAACUGUUAAAAAUUCAGAUGGAGAGAUAGAAGAGCAAACUAAUUACUUAAAUUGUACAAUACCUGAUUCUUUGCCUAUAGAUUUAAAAAGUAAGCUAUUAGUCUGUUUUAUCCAUCUUGGUGCUGUUAAUUUAGUUCAAAUGUUGUUAACUGACUUUUUGAACAAUGAUGUAGAAAAUGCAGGAGACUUGUAUAUGGACAUAGAAGAAGCACUUUCUUCAACUGGACAGCAUGAAUUAGCCAUACAACUGUUAGAGCCACUGGUGAAGAACAAUAGCUUUGACCUUGGAGCAGUGUGGCUAAAGCAUGCAGAAUGUCUGUACAUGCUCGGCAGAGAAACAGAUGCUAUUAAUUCAUUUUACAAAGUAUUAAUACAUGCACCACAACAUCCUGAUGCUCGAAGAAAGUUGUAUGCCAUACUAGAGAAGAAAGGGCGUAUUGAUGAAGCUUUGCAAAUGUUGGAACAAGAUUUUAAGUAUGUAGUCAAUGCUAACUUAUUAUAUGAACAAUGUUUGGCACUAAAAAAAUAUAAAAAAUGGGAAAAGUAUUUAGAGGUGGGUGAAGCUUUGCUCUCUAAAACAUUUGUCAAGUUCAGACACCAAGAGGAGUUAAAUAUGGCAUGUAAGGCACGAUGUGGAAUUGACCUAAUUCACAAUUUUCGUACGAUGAGAGGAGAAAGCCAAUAUCAUGAAAAUGACAUUCACUUUGAUGAAGAUGAAACUUUCAAAUUUACACCGCAGGAAGAAUGGGACUUCUUUCUAGAAAUGUUAAAAACUGCAUGUAAAUUUAAAAAAUACUUUUUGAUGCAAAGAUUGACUUUUGGUGCAAUGAUGUCGAAGAGUUUAUCUCCUCAUCGUCCAGAUAUUGAAUUCUACUGCUUGCAAGCCUGUAUGUUAAGUAAUGACAACCAAAACGCAUUCCGCUUCAUCAGAGAAUUCUCUCAGAAGCAUCCGAGUAACCGGUCAUGGAACUUAUUAAAUCUUAUUAUAAAUUUUAUUGAUAGGAAUACACAUUCUAAGUUCUUAUUAAGACUAUUCCAAAGAGAUAGUAACAAUGUCACAAAGCACUUAUUCUUGGGGAAUCACUUUCUAAUUUCAGGGAGAUACUUAGUAGCAUUGAAGUACUAUUUGGAAUACCAUGAAAAAUGUGGUGACUCUUUGUCUGCAUUUUUAAUUGCCAUUACUAUUUUAGUGAUGGCAGCACAAAGAACUGUAGACAAACACCACAAUUUGAUUCUCCAAGGAAUGGCAUAUAUGCAAACUUAUCAGUCUUUAAGGAAAUGUGAUCAGGAAGCUAAUUAUAAUAUGGGAAGAGUAUAUCAAAUGUUAAGCAUCAAUAAUCUUGCCAUUGAGUAUUAUGAAAGGGCUCUUGCUUGCGACCAUGUUACGACAUGUGAACAACAUGGAGUCAUUGAUCUGAAGAGAGAGACAGCAUACAAUCUGUAUCUGCUUUAUAAAGACCAUUCGCCAGUCAUGGCUAGAAAGUAUUUGUUAAAAUAUCUUGUCGUGUAAUAUUCUAAUAUCUAAUAUAAAAAAUAAAUGUGAUUUAAAAUGAAAA
Spodoptera frugiperda (fall armyworm) is the source of this 2547-nucleotide messenger RNA. RefSeq names its product general transcription factor 3C polypeptide 3. Gene Ontology annotation, molecular function: protein binding. Gene Ontology annotation, cellular component: transcription factor TFIIIC complex. Bases 138 to 2501 code for a protein of 787 amino acids. Gene Ontology annotation, biological process: transcription by RNA polymerase III. The transcript has a single exon. The record is from RefSeq and is a predicted model, not a curated record. NCBI's taxonomy places the organism in Eukaryota, Metazoa, Arthropoda, Insecta, Lepidoptera, Noctuidae.